AUGAUGAUGGACCUUUUUGAAACUGGCUCCUAUUUCUUCUACUUGGACGGGGAGAAUGGAGCCCUGCAGCAGCUGGAGAUGGCUGAGGGAUCCCCGCUGUACCCAGGCAGCGAUGGCACCUUGUCCCCCUGUCAGGACCAAAUGCCGCCAGAGGCCGGCAGUGACAGCAGCGGAGAGGAGCAUGUGCUGGCACCCCCGGGACUACAACCCCCUCACUGCCCCGGCCAGUGUUUGAUCUGGGCUUGUAAAACUUGCAAGAGAAAGUCGGCCCCCACGGACAGACGGAAAGCAGCCACCCUGCGGGAGAGGAGGAGACUGAAGAAGAUCAACGAAGCCUUCGAGGCUCUGAAAAGGCGGACUGUGGCGAACCCCAAUCAGAGGCUGCCCAAGGUGGAGAUCCUGAGGAGCGCCAUCAGCUACAUCGAGAGGCUGCAGGACCUCUUGCACAGGCUGGAUCAGCAGGAGAAAAUGCAGGAGAUCGGGGGGGGACCCUUCAGCUUCAGCCCCAAGCAGGGAAAUAUCCCCAGUUCAGACUUCCUGAGCACCUGCAGCUCCGACUGGCAAAGCGUUUCUGACCAUUCCCGAGCCCUAGGAGUCAGCCCCAAGGAAGGAGGCUCCAUCGUCGAGUCGUCGGCCUCCAGCAGCCUUCGCUGUCUCUCUUCCAUAGUGGACAGUAUUUCUUCCGACGAGCCCAAACUGCCCAGCGUGGAGGAAGUGGUGGAGAAAUAA
This is a messenger RNA of Gymnogyps californianus (California condor), 729 nucleotides long. It is a transcript of the gene MYF6, whose product is annotated as myogenic factor 6. The coding region runs from base 1 to 729 and encodes 242 amino acids. The transcript has 3 exons. The record is from RefSeq and is a predicted model, not a curated record. Gene Ontology annotation, molecular function: RNA polymerase II cis-regulatory region sequence-specific DNA binding; DNA-binding transcription factor activity, RNA polymerase II-specific; protein dimerization activity. Gene Ontology annotation, biological process: muscle organ development; positive regulation of myoblast differentiation; regulation of transcription by RNA polymerase II. NCBI's taxonomy places the organism in Eukaryota, Metazoa, Chordata, Aves, Accipitriformes, Cathartidae.